AUGAAGCGCAAGCUCUCAGAUUCCGGUCUGGAAAAUGACCAACCCGCAGGCUCGACACCGAAAAGGCCGCGGACCACACAGGUGCAAGCCAAUGGCGCCUUGAACGAUCUCGCGCCGAACCACUCACCACCGAACGGCGAUUCUACCUACGAACAUCCUCCAGGUCUAUCAACUCCCAAAAAGGCCAAUGGAACCGCGCCAACCCCGUUGAAGGAAUCCGGGCUGAAGACCCCAACCCAUAGAACCAAGGCUCGAAAUUUGUUUGCGACUCCGACGAAACCCAAGACUCCCGCCGCUGGGACCCCGGCUCGGCUGAAAAUCGCCGAUCGGUCUGCGAAGAAGAAGAGCGCCCGGGUAUUAUUAGAACGAGACGAAGAUGCCGACUGGGAUGGCUCGGAACAGCUGGCGGAGGAGAUUCUCCAGGAUGACGAAUCUGAAAAGGCUACCGAGCCAGUGACGGAAAGCAUUGAGGAAGGGGAUGCCGAGAAACCGAAGGGCAAAGACGCGAAGGCUCCUAAGCGCCGAGCAGGUCGACCUAAAGGCGCAAAGAAUAAACGGUCACCAACGCCGGAAGGUGAACUGCCUGCACACGAACGCUAUUUCUUCCAAAACCGUGCAGGCACUAUCAAAACAUCCAACACUACUCUGAAUAAGGUGCCAUUGUUGAACCAUGAGGAAUACUUCGAAAAGCUGGGGCAAUCUGCGGAUCCUUGCGCAGAGGAAAAGGAAUAUUUGCUUUCAUUGCACCAUCGAUCAUUUCCGCAAUGGAAUUUCGAGUUCGAGGAAGGCUUCAACAUAUGUCUGUUUGGCUACGGAUCGAAGCGCAAGCUUGUACAACAAUUUGCCGACUGGCUCUACCACCAUUCGGCGUCUAAAAACCCGCCCAUUGUGAUUGUCAAUGGGUACACCCCUGGUAUCUCGAUCCGAUCCAUCUUUGCAAUGAUUGCAUCGGCACUACUUGGCGAUGAUCUACCCUCUAAAUUGGGUGCGCAGCCAACCGAAGUGUUGGAGCUCGUCCAGUCGGCGCUCAAAAACCGACCAGAUAAUGAAGGGCCAGUGACUGUCCUGAUCAACUCUGUCGACGCUCCACCAUUGCGGCGAGCAGCUAAUCAAGCUCUACUUGCUCGUCUAGCCGCCACACCACGUAUUCGUCUUCUUUUCACCGCAGAUACCCCCAAUUUCACAGCGAUGUGGGAUAUCAGUCUGCGUGAUCAGUUAAAUCUUGUCUUCCACGACGGCACUACCUUCACUCCAUUCGCUGUCGAAUAUGAUGUUGUGGAAGAAGUGAACUCUCUACUUGGCCGUAAGGGCCAACGUGCCGGCGGCAAGGAUGGUGUUGGUUUCGUCCUGAAGAGUCUUCCCGAGAAUGCACGCAACCUGUACCGCCUCCUACUCACGGAAGUGAUUACUCUGAUAGACGAUGGCCACCAAUCCGAUGACGAAGGUGGUGCGAAUGGCGGUGACAAUACCGAUGACAAUGGCAUCGAAUUCCGAGCAUUAUACCAAAAGGCAACGGAGGAAUUCAUCGCUUCCUCCGAGAUGAUGUUCCGCACUUUGCUGAAGGAGUUCCACGAUCAUCAAAUGAUCACAUCACGCAUGGACCCCAGCGGCAUGGAAAUCCUGGGCGUGCCACUAUCUCGCGACGAAAUGGAAGGCGUGUUAGAGGAUCUGGUGCUCGGAUAA
Molecule: messenger RNA, 1683 nt
Organism: Penicillium pulvis
Lineage: Eukaryota; Fungi; Ascomycota; Eurotiomycetes; Eurotiales; Aspergillaceae
Product: origin recognition complex subunit 2
Exons: 1
Coding region: 1-1683 (560 amino acids)
Biological process (GO): DNA replication
Cellular component (GO): nuclear origin of replication recognition complex; nucleus
Molecular function (GO): DNA replication origin binding
Source: RefSeq, a predicted model, not a curated record